Messenger RNA from Didymodactylos carnosus, 357 nucleotides. The record is from the annotation of a GenBank genome assembly. NCBI's taxonomy places the organism in Eukaryota, Metazoa, Rotifera, Eurotatoria, Philodinida, Philodinidae.
AUGCUUAAGUUAUUAAUUGUUCCAUCUCUUUUAUUUAUCUGUGUUUUAUCACAAACAUCUCAAAUGGAUCGUCCAGAAUUAGUGAAGAGUCCAAUUACAAAAAAGUUAGUCAAAUUAGCAAUCAAUAGCUUAGAAGGAGAACAAAAACUACAUUUGACAAAUCCUGAAGUUAUGAGUGUACGAACAAUGAUUAUUCGCCCCGGCGUAUCAUGGAAUAUUGAAUUUCUAGCGGAACCAUUAACAACCCAUCAUCAAGUUAUAUGUUCAGCCUCAUUUAAUGAAAUGAUUCCACCUGUCAAUGGCCAAGAAUAUUAUCUUUUGGGAGCAAAAUGUCGAGAUUUGGUUGUAUUACCGUAG